This is a messenger RNA of Schistocerca gregaria, 606 nucleotides long. RefSeq names its product serine/threonine-protein phosphatase 4 regulatory subunit 4-like. Lineage: Eukaryota; Metazoa; Arthropoda; Insecta; Orthoptera; Acrididae. Gene Ontology annotation, molecular function: protein phosphatase regulator activity. Gene Ontology annotation, cellular component: protein serine/threonine phosphatase complex; cytosol. The coding region runs from base 1 to 606 and encodes 201 amino acids. The transcript is spliced from 5 exons. The record is from RefSeq and is a predicted model, not a curated record.
AUGACCCCACGGGUGAGAUUGCCUGGUCAUUUUGAUUUGAUCGCUUUGCAAAGGUUGGUCAAGGUACGAGCUGCAGUUAUAAGUGCAGCUGCAUCAAUUCUGAGUGGUCAGCAUGCCCACAUAGUGAUACAGUCAGUGGCACCACUAGUGAUGUCACUAGCCAAGGAAUCACUCCGAGAAUGUUCAUCUGUGUUAAUUUCAGUAGCCAGACACUUUGGGGAACUCAGCUUUGCCCUUCACUCCUUCAUUUCAUCAGAUGAACGCAAAUGGCUAAUUUUUUUGUAUCAAAACAUGACACGAAUGGGACUUUCACGACCUGCAGACACCCUACGGCAUAGUGAUUAUCUGGUAACACGUGACAGUCAGGAAAGCAUAAAGUGGGCACAGCAGAUUCGCACAGAAGUGGCUUUCAGCUUUCCAAAAGUUGUAGUCUUCUUUCAGUCAGAGAACUGUGUUGAUGUUCUGAUGGGAGUUUUUCGUGAUCUGUCACGUGAUCCUCAUAUUCCUGUCAGGUGCAUGUUCAGCAGAGGGCUGUAUGAGAGCUUAUCUGCCAUUCAUCAGUGCAGUUCUCGAAUGCAGCAGGAGGACCUUGAUAGUGUUUAUUAA